Mytilinidion resinicola is the source of this 2513-nucleotide messenger RNA. RefSeq lists its product as uncharacterized. Gene Ontology annotation, molecular function: DNA-binding transcription factor activity, RNA polymerase II-specific; zinc ion binding. The transcript has 2 exons. The record is from RefSeq and is a predicted model, not a curated record. Gene Ontology annotation, biological process: regulation of DNA-templated transcription. NCBI's taxonomy places the organism in Eukaryota, Fungi, Ascomycota, Dothideomycetes, Mytilinidiales, Mytilinidiaceae. The coding region runs from base 237 to 2513 and encodes 758 amino acids. Gene Ontology annotation, cellular component: nucleus.
UCCUGCAAGCUUCGUCCGACGACGCGUCUUUCCCACGCAUACACUCAACGUAAGCACAUUAUUACAUCCGGCCAAGGGGCUAGGAAAGGCGUUACAGCGAGUCGACCGCCUCUCGACUCUGUCAGCCCUUCUACCUGCUGCACAAGGGGAGACCGGAGAGCCCAGGCCGAGUCCUGGAACAGCGCCUGGUUCGUCUUGCCGCCGACCGCUGCGCUCCGCUUUCUCUUCUUUCCAAUAUGACACGGACUGGAUUCCCUGCUCGAUUGAGAAUGUCACACGAAAGCCGCAAGCUCAACACGUCUUAUCGACGGAAUGGAAAGCUUCAAUCGUGUGAACCCUGUCGCAAGGGAAAGCUCCGUUGCGAUCAUAUGACACCCACUUGCGGCAGAUGUGCUCGUCGGAACAAGUCAGACCAAUGCGUGUAUCACCCUGCGCCGUUGACAAAAGGCCUUCCAACGCCGCAGUCCUCCUUAUCUGUCACAUCAAAUGAUCAUUUUGAUGCCCGUUCGAAUGAGCAAUUCGAGCCCCUCCGUUCAAUUGAGCAGUUUGAGCUCCAAUCGAAUCAACAUUUCGAGCCCCGUUCGAAUGGUUUCAAUUCCGAUUUGACCACCACUAGCCUGUCAGGUGCCUUCGAUAACAGUUCGAACUUCGUUGCCCCUCGUAGGCAGUUUCGGGCCAAUAGCCUGCCGGCACAGCCUCAUCGCUCUCGUGAUGUUCGCGAUCCCUCUCAGCGCCAGAUGGCUUGGGGUGUACCAGCCGACCUCCAGAGAAGUGCAGAAUACCUUGGAGCCACUCCAUAUUCCGCUGUUCUAGACGAAAACGAGAUGCACUUAAACUUUCCUCCAGCGCAAACGAUCGUACCUAGCUCUGUCGCUGCUCUAUCAAAGGUUCACAUCAGAAAGGGUGCAGAAAUCCUCUCGCUGCUAAAGGACAUGUCUCUCUUUGAAAAGCUUAUAAAUUAUUGGAUGACUUUGUCACACGGCUACAUCGUCAUUGCUCCAAUGAUGAAAAUUUGGACUUCUUCGCUCUGGGCUGUACAUCAUCGCGCCCUGGAAACACAGAAGCCGGAAGCAUUGCUGAAGAUGGCAGAGACCAUAUCCUUGAACACUAUUAAACCAUUACGCUUUGAUGGGAAGACAACGCCGCGAGAAUUUGCAGCUAGCUGCACCGGAGAACAGCUGCGAUGGGAGGUUGUCGGUAUCGUCUUUGCCGCUGUAGGCGUAGUCUUAAUGUCACUAAUGGAUGGCAAUCCUCUAUUUUAUAAUGACAACGACGAGCCUAUAGACCGCAAACAGCUUGCGUUGAAGGUGUGGGAUGCUUCGGAGUCGUGUCUGUCGUUCUGCAACGACUUUGACAUACUGAACGACGUUUUCCUCUGGCUUCUGUUCGAAAACUACGUUUUAUCCAACUCUCUUCACUCGAAAGGCAGUUAUGCUAAUUGGCAAAAGUCUGGGGAGAUCAACAAUGCUUUACUAGCAUUUGGGCUUCAUCAAGAGAUCAAAGUCGAUGCAGACACUCCGUUUUUCAUUGCCGAGUUCCGCAAGCGCCUGUUUGUCCAAGCAUACGGCAAUGACAAAUCUACUGCAGCAUUUGUCGGACGACCUCCACGACUCAGCCAUCAGUACUGUCUCCUACAGCUCCCUCUCGACCUCAGCGAUGAACAACUCAUGGCGGAUGGUUUGGAUCUUAGCGAUGCUUUGACCUGCCUCGACGAGGAGGGCUGGAAUUCACGAGGGACUAUCAGCGCGUGCACCUGGGCGCGCAUAUGUGCACAUAACGCUCGCAUCUAUGAAGAUAUACUGGAGAUUUCUCUCGGUGUAUUAGACCAGGAUAUAGUUGCAAAAGCUCAUGCAAUUGAGCAAAAGGCACAAUCAGCUUGGGAUAGGCUGCCUAGUCAUCUUCGGGUAAAUUCAGAAAAUCCUUGGGACCUCAAACGCGCUCCAGUCGAACAUAUUUUCCUUUAUGGAAUCCAGCUUGAGCACCUCGACCAACGUUUCCUCAUCCAGCGAGCUUUGAUCAAAAAGGCAAACGUGGAUGCGACCCGACUCGUAUUGAUAGCAAGAGAGAUGUUUAGGCAUAUCCUAGUCGUAGUCAACAACCGUGACGCGGUACACGACUUCCACCUCGACUUCACACAAGGUCUCUGCACGCACGGUAUCCCAGUUGCAGCUGUAAUUGCCGUCGAACUACUGCGUCAGGAGCGAAACCCUGGAACCACCGCUGAUCCACUACCUCGAUCUGCUACCAUCCAGGAUCUGAGCGUCUUCGUCGCCUGUCUUGGUACCAUUCGUCCUGACUGCAAUGCCUACAACAUCUGCGACCGUGGACGGCGGUUCUUGAAAUCAAUACUGGAUACUAUCCUUUCGCCGGCACCAUACUGUAUCUCAUCGAACUCGGGCGGUUCAGAUGUUCAUGACCUGCCAGCUCCUCAAUUCGCAGGCAAUGACGGCGAGUUCAUGCGAUGGCUCGAAACGAUGGAUUGGGAGCAGGACAGCUGGAUCAAUUUCGACUAG